Cotesia congregata is the source of this 297-nucleotide messenger RNA. The record is from the annotation of a GenBank genome assembly. NCBI's taxonomy places the organism in Eukaryota, Metazoa, Arthropoda, Insecta, Hymenoptera, Braconidae.
AUGGCCGAUAACCCAGAUUACAUAACAAACCUCGAAACACUAGUAAAAAAGACUCCUAAAAGAGUGCUCGCUAAUUUUGCAGUUUGGAAAGCUAUUGAAUUAUUAAUUCCAAUUACUGGAUCAAAAACUCUACUCGAUAUCCGAAAUAAUUUUUACAAAUCCUUAAAUGUUUCAAUCACAGAAUCUAAUUCUGAUUGUUAUACAUCUCUUAAAACUGCUAUGCCAAAUAUUCUUCUCUCUUUUUACUUACAUCAUUAUUAUUAUUUAUUAUCCACUGGACAAAGAUGCUUUAGAUAA